This is a messenger RNA of Scomber japonicus (chub mackerel), 2995 nucleotides long. It is a transcript of the gene ehd2b, whose product is annotated as EH-domain containing 2b. Gene Ontology annotation, cellular component: cytoplasm; plasma membrane. The record is from RefSeq and is a predicted model, not a curated record. Gene Ontology annotation, molecular function: protein binding; GTP binding; calcium ion binding. NCBI's taxonomy places the organism in Eukaryota, Metazoa, Chordata, Actinopteri, Scombriformes, Scombridae. The coding region runs from base 571 to 2214 and encodes 547 amino acids. The transcript is spliced from 7 exons. Gene Ontology annotation, biological process: endosomal transport; endocytosis.
CAAAAAGUUAGACCUCAGUGUGGUGCGCCUGUGUACCUUGUGCCUUUUUUUUUAUUAUCAGCAAGCAGAGUUAAGGAUCCUUGCCAGAUUUGGAGCUCAUCUGAAAUACAUUAAAACCCCUGGAGAAGAACGAUCCUGUGUAAUCUACUGAGGGGUUCCUAUUUGCUGUCAGAAGUACACCCAUACAUGUAACAGCAGCUCCUGCAAGACACUGACUGUUUUUGUCUCAAGUCAAAAUAUUUUCCAAGCUCCAGAGGGCAAGACUGAAGAGAGACAGAGAACAAGCUGCUUGAAGAAGUCUACCUCCUCCAUAAUAACUUGGCACUAUAAGUUAUCAGUGUGGCAACUGUUUCCAAAGGGGAAGAUCCAGAUUUCAAACGAAACAUCAGCCCUAUCGUUUUUUCUCGGUGUGUGCAGAGGAGGUUUCAAGGACAAGUGAGCAGUGUUCACAUAAAUACAGGAAACAUCUGAAGGUCUAGGCCAGAGGAAACACAGCUUCAAACAACUGUGACACAACUUUGACAUUGAAUUUUCAUAAGAAGCUCCCAAUCAUCUUGUUAGUCAAUCAACAUGUCACGCUGGGGGCGAAAAAAUGUGAAGAAGGCGCCUGAGGUUAUCCGCACUGUGACAGAGGGGCUCAAGUCCCUGUACCGUAAGAAGCUGCUGCCUCUGGAGCAGUUUUAUGGUUUCCAUGACUUCCAUUCUCCCAGUCUGGAGGAUGCAGACUUUGAUAACAAGCCGAUGGUGCUGGUGGUGGGACAGUACUCCACUGGAAAGACAACAUUCAUCAAGUAUCUACUGGAGCAUGAAAUUCCUGGGAGCAGGGUGGGACCUGAACCCACCACAGACUGCUUCACUGCCAUCAUGCACGGGGAGGUUGAGUCACUCAUCCCUGGAAACGCCCUUAUCGUAGACCCCAACAAGCCUUUCCGCAAACUCAACCCGUUUGGAAACACCUUCCUCAACAGGUUCCAGUGCGCCCAGAUUCCCAACCAGGUCCUGGAGAGUAUAAGCAUUAUUGACACACCGGGGAUCUUAUCCGGGGCCAAGCAGAGAGUGAGCCGAGGUGAGGGAGGUCACAAAGGCUACGACUUCCCAGCUGUGCUGCGCUGGUUCGCCGAGCGCGUAGACCGUAUCAUCCUGCUCUUUGAUGCACAUAAACUUGAGAUAUCAGACGAGUUCUCUGAGGCCAUCGGCGCCCUGAAGGGCAAUGAGGACAAGCUGCGUGUGGUCCUCAACAAGGCAGACAUGGUCGGCACUCAGCAGCUGAUGAGAGUGUAUGGUGCGCUCAUGUGGUCUCUGGGGAAGGUGUUUGGCACCCCGGAGGUUCUGAGAGUGUACAUUGGCUCCUUCUGGUCAGAGCCGCUGAUGGUUGCUGAUAAUCGUAAGCUGUUUGAACUGGAGGAGGAGGAUCUGUUCGCUGACAUCCAAAACCUUCCUCGCAACGCAGCUUUACGCAAGCUCAAUGACCUGGUGAAGAGGGCGCGUCUGGUUAGGGUCCAUGCCCACAUCAUCAGCUAUCUGAAGCAGGAGAUGCCUUCUGUGUUCAGGAAAGACAAUAAAAAGAAGAAUCUAAUCUACCAGCUGCCAGUUAUUUUCUCAAAGAUCCAGCUGCAGCACAACAUCUCUGCUGGAGACUUCCCAGACUGUGCUAAAAUGCAGGAACAACUGAUGGUUCACGACUUCACCAAGUUCAAAACCUUGAAGCCGAACCUGAUGGCAGCCCUGGAUGAGCUGCUCUCCUCUGAUAUUGCCAAACUGAUGCCCCUCCUGCGGCAGGAAGAGCUGGAAGCAGGUGAGCAACCGGGCGUGCAGGGUGGGGCCUUCUUGGGGAACCGCGCCGGGCCUUUCUCCGAGGGUGACCCCUUCGCCGAAGAAAACGGAGAGGGGUGCGAGGAGGAGGAAGGAGGCUGGGUGGUGACCAAAGACAAGCCCAAAUAUGACGAAAUCUUCUAUAACCUCGCUCCCAAUGAGGGGAAACUGAGUGGCAACAAGGCGAAGGACUGGAUGGUGAGCUCUCGCUUGCCUAACUCGGUGCUGGGUCGCAUCUGGAAGCUGUCAGACGUGGAUCGUGACGGCAUGCUUGAUGAUGAAGAAUUCGCCUUGGCCAGCCAUCUGAUUGAGGUCAAGCUGGAGGGGCAUGGUCUACCCCCUGAGCUCCCCAAUCAUCUGAUCCCACCAUCCAAACGCAGGCAGAAGGGCUCUGAUGCGUAGACAAGUCCCCCUUGGAGAUGAGAGAGACUUCUCUAUUGGCUGUCACACUUCAGCUACUGUUUGUAUUUGCUCUUGUUUUUCUCCUCCCAGACCUGUAUCAAAAGAUUAUAUAAGAUGUGUUCAACUUAUAUUUCUGAGACCCAAUUUUGGUCUUGCACAAUGGAACAUAUUGUAACGAAUGCUCACUGAGAAAGAUUGUGUAUUAAAAAGUCACAGGGGUCUGGAUGCGUCUUCAUUUUUGGCACUUUGAUGUUUGCUUUUCAUGAUGAGCUUUAAAAAAAAAAAAAAAAAAAAAUCGUGUUUGCUGAGUAGAAGUAAAUAAAGAAUGGCACCACCUAAGCCAAGAGUAUUCAGCACAUGGAAAACCUUUAAAUGUAACAUUCCCACAGUGACUGACAGGGAGUGGCGUAAUGUUAUCUCGGUUAUAAUUUGUAUGAUUAAGCCAAUUUUUCAGGUCUUGUCAUUUCACAGUGAGGCAAGACUUCAUUUGCUCAACUUAUAAUGUGUUUCACGCUUUUUUUUCCCUAACUGGUAGUGCAAAUCUAAUAACCCUGAAUGCAUUUCACGUUUGAUGCUUUAAAAGCCACAAUUCUGUGCAUAUACUUUAUAUUUUUGUAAUUGUUACUGAUGUUUUUAUAUGUGCAGGAGCGAGACCUCAGUCGUAUUAAAGAGAACAUUUAACAUGCUGAAACAGAAUGAUUGAUAUAUUACUGACUACUGUACACAGCUCCACCAAACUUGUUAAAGUAUUAUCAUAACCAAAUAAAAUUAACUGACUGUG